AUGCGUCGAUCACAUGAACAACUCUUUUUUUCAGAGUUAUUAUCACCAACUACAAUGGAAUCUAUUAAUGAUGCUGAUACUGAUAACGACGAUGAUGAUGAACUCAAUACAGUACAAGAUGAAGAGAAUAAUAAUCCUCAACAACAACAACAACAACAAUCGAUUAAACAAGAGAUACAACCAUUAAAGUGUUCAAAUCCUGUUGUGAACCGUCUAUCUCUAUUACCAGCUUAUCCAACAUUUGAUCGAUUUGGACCUAUUAAUAGAGAUCAUUUACUUUUGGCUAAUAUUCCUUCUCGAAACUUAACAAAUGAACAACGACAACGUCGUACUUAUCAUUCAUUUCAUCAACCAUUUACUUUAACUGAUCAAAGUGUUCAUAUUAGUGUUCGAUCACCGUUCAUGAAAAUAUAUGAUACAUUAUAUGGAGAUUUAACUGAACGAUUCCAAAUUGAUAAUGCUAUUCUUGAUUAUAAUUAUGAACGUCUUCAUACUUGUAUGAAUAUUAUGGUACAAGAACGAAUUCGAUAUGGUUUACUUGCAAUGGAUACUAUUGGUAUGGAAGAAUUACGAAUUGUUGAACAUGCAUUAGCUAUGGAAUUUUAUUUACAGAUUGAUGAUGAAUUGUUUUUUAUGAAAACAUGUUCUUUUCGUAAUGCUCAACCAUCAUUAUACAAUCAUCAUGGUAUUUUUUCUAUUGAUGAACCAAAAGCUGUUUACGGUCUAGAACCAUGUGAACAAGUUACAUGUCGAUUCUGUUUUCCAGUCAAAGAUGUUCUUAUUCGUGGUCGACAAAAUCAAUCAGUUGUUCAAUUUUCUUCAGCACAAAAACAUCGUUUUGUCAAUGGAUACGAAGCUAUUCUCAAUUGUCCAACGACUUGUACUAGAAAGAAUAUUCUCUAUGCAUUGACAUGUCCUUGUGGUCAAUAUGAUUAUAUUGGAUAUACAUCAUUAACAUUGGAUGAACAACUCAAAUAUCAUCGUGAACAUGGCAAUCGAAUCAUGCAUGAAUUUAUUCUUGGUUCAGAAAAAAAUACUCAAAUACAACAACAAACAAAAUCACAAGAGGAAUUAAUAGCUGAUACUAUGUUACUUUAUAAACAUUCAAUUCGCUGUCCAUCAGCUAUUCAACUAUUUCUUGAUUGUAAUCCACAAUACUGGCAUUUUGUACUUAUGUUAAAAACAGAAAUACAAGAUUCAUCAACAAAUAAUGUACCAUCGAUGCCAUCCGAUAAUUAUACAUUUUCUGCACAUCAACGUUUAAAACAAGUACAAUUAUUAAAAGAUAAACGUGAAUGCAUCAAACCUAGUUUACAUCUUGAUCUUUACAAUGCUACAAUUAUUGCCGUGAUGCCAGACGGAUGUACACCAUUAUUUUAUCAUUUAAUUGAAGCAUUAUUCAUUACACAUGCUCAAACAAAAUUAAAUACACUUGGUCAUCUUGAUGGAAUGAUUGUUGAAAAUAAUAAUAGUUAUGAUAUCAAUGCUCGAUUAGUGAAUGUUGGUCAGGAGUAUAAUUGGUGUCAACAUCUUGUGCGUCGUCCAAUCAUCUUACAUGAGAAAACACGAACAUUAAAAAGUCAUCGAAUGAAUCCACAUUUUCAAUAA
Adineta steineri is the source of this 1608-nucleotide messenger RNA. The record is from the annotation of a GenBank genome assembly. Lineage: Eukaryota; Metazoa; Rotifera; Eurotatoria; Adinetida; Adinetidae.